AUGAGUCCGUUGAUCGCCAUUGAGCAAGGCUACGCUCCCUGUUGUGGCCCCUCUACUCAACUUAGUUUUCCGGACGCGGCGAAUAAACUGCGCAAUAUGCCACCGACUAAUGUGGGAAAAUCUGGUUUCCCUGCGGGCAGCACAGGUGUGUUCAAGCGCAAAGGAAGCAACCUCGGACAAAAGAUCGGAUGGGGUGCCACAAGCCUACCUACUCCAAAAUGUCUAAUCGAGUAG
Echinostoma caproni is the source of this 234-nucleotide messenger RNA. The record is from the annotation of a GenBank genome assembly. Lineage: Eukaryota; Metazoa; Platyhelminthes; Trematoda; Plagiorchiida; Echinostomatidae.